Molecule: messenger RNA, 2275 nt
Organism: Vidua macroura (Pin-tailed whydah)
Lineage: Eukaryota; Metazoa; Chordata; Aves; Passeriformes; Viduidae
Product: synaptotagmin-3-like
Biological process (GO): cellular response to calcium ion; calcium-ion regulated exocytosis; regulation of calcium ion-dependent exocytosis
Cellular component (GO): membrane
Molecular function (GO): phosphatidylserine binding; calcium-dependent phospholipid binding; SNARE binding
Source: RefSeq, a predicted model, not a curated record
GGCCCCGCCCCCCCCUCCCCCCCCCCCGGGCCCCUCUGACCCCCCCAAAGUCAGGAGACCCCAAAGGCCAUGUCCGGGGACUACGAGGAGGACGUUUGCCGCAGCGCGCUGCGCCUGGUGCACGAGCUCUGCUUCGCCCCCCCGCGCCCCGCGCCCCACGCCCGCUGCCUCGAGUUCACCGACCUGCUGCGGCACCGCGGGCACCCGCGCCCCGCCGACGCAGAGGUGUCGGUGUCGCUGCUCUCCGUCAUCGUCACCUUCUGCGGCCUGGUGCUGCUGGGCGUGUCGCUCUUCGUCUCCUGGAAGCUCUGCUGGCUCCCCUGGCGCCACAAGGGGGGUCCCGGGGGGGUCCCCCCGAGGAAAGACCCCCCCCAGGGCGGGCUGGGGGGAGGGGCGCCGCCUUUCGGGGACCCCCUGCCCGACCGGGGGGACCCCCCCGAGCCCCCCCCCGAGCGCUGCUACCUGGACAUGGGGCCCUGCCCCGAAAUCGGGGCCGGGGGGGGGGUCCGGGCCUUGGCCCCGCCCCCUCCCCCCGGGCAGGGCCCGCCCCUCCCCCUCCCCCCCCCGGGACCCCCCCAGGGCCCCCCCCGAGUUUGGGGGGGGACGGCGGGGGGGGGGGGAGGGGCGGGGACCCUGCCCAGCGCCCCCUCGCAGCAGCUGGUGGGGGGGGAUGGGCGGCAGCUCCUCGCUGCCGCCCGUCCCCCGAGGAGCCCCCGGCUCACCUGGGCCAGAUCCAGCCCGAGCUCUACGGCCCCGCCGGUGACCCCGAGCCGGGCGGCGCCCGCGGUGGCCACGCCGGUGGCCCCGGUGGCCCCAAUGCCCCAAAUGUCCCAUCCCAAAAGGCUCCUCGCUGCCGCCCCGUCCCCGAGGAGCCCCCCGGCUCACCUGGGCCAGAUCCAGCCCGAGCUCUACGGCCCCGCCGGUGACCCCGAGCCGGGCGGCGCCCGCGGUGGCCACGCCGGUGGCCCCGGUGGCCCCAAUGCCCCAAAUGUCCCAUCCCAAAAGGCCAGCCCUGUCCCCCCCCAGCUCCUCGCUGCCGCCCCGUCCCCGAGGAGGCCCCCGGCUCACCUGGGCCAGAUCCAGCCCGAGCUCUACGGCCCCGCCGGUGACCCCGAGCCGGGCGGCGCCCGCGGUGGCCACGCCGGUGGCCCCGGUGGCCCGGCGCCGUCGUGCGGCCGCCUCAACGUGUCCCUGCGCUACUCGUACGGCUCGCAGCAGCUCCUGGUGCGCGUCCUGCGCGCCCGGGACCUGCCGGCCAAGGACUCCAACGGCUUCUCGGACCCCUACGUGAAGAUCUACCUGCUGCCCGACCGCAAGAAGAAGUUCCAGACCAAGGUGCUGCGGCGGACGCUGAACCCCGAGUGGGACGAGACCUUCAGCUUCGGGGUGCCCUUCGCCGAGCUGCCGGCGCGGCGCCUGCACUUCAGCGUCUACGACUUCGACCGCUUCUCGCGCCACGACCUCAUCGGGCAGGUGGUGCUGGACAACCUGCUGGAGGCGGCCGAGGCGCGGCCCGAGGUGGCCAUCUGGAGGGACAUCCAGGAGGGGACGGGGGAGAAGGCCGACCUGGGCGAGGUGAAUUUCUCCCUCUGUUACCUGCCCACGGCCGGGCGCCUCACGGUCACCGUCAUCCGCGCCUCCAACCUGCGCGCCAUGGACCUCACCGGCUACUCAGACCCCUACGUGAAGGCCUCGCUGAUGGCCGAGGGCCGGCGGCUGAAGAAGCGCAAGACGUCCAUCAAGAAGAACACGCUGAACCCCAACUACAACGAGGCGCUGGUCUUCGACGUCCCCCACGAGAGCGUGCACCACGUCAGCCUCACCAUCGCCGUCGUCGACUACGACUGCAUCGGGCACAACGAGGUGAUCGGGCUGUGCCGCGUGGGCAGCGACGCCGACGGCCCCGGCCGCGAGCACUGGGCGCAGAUGUUGGCGAACCCCCGCAAACCCAUCGAGCACUGGCACACCCUGGUGGAGGAGAAGGCUCUGACCAAGGCGGCCCCGCGGGACAAAGCGGCCCUGGGAGAGCCCCUGGGCCCGCCCUGAGCGGGCCGGCGCCGUCGGGGCCGCGGGGCCCGAAGCCAUGGGGGCCCCCCCGGCCCCCCCCCGGGCCCCCCCCGGGCCCCCCAAGACACGGGGGGCCCCGCCCCCCCCCACUGUGAACCCCCAAACCCGGGGGGGGUGGGGGGGGGGAGGGGAACCCCCCCCCCAAAAAAAAAAAUGGGGCUCCCCCCCCACCCCUCCCCCACCCCUCCCCCACCCCCGUGUCAGUUCG